This is a messenger RNA of Mytilus trossulus (common blue mussel), 2060 nucleotides long. Its product is annotated as cartilage acidic protein 1-like. NCBI's taxonomy places the organism in Eukaryota, Metazoa, Mollusca, Bivalvia, Mytilida, Mytilidae. Bases 260 to 1840 code for a protein of 526 amino acids. The record is from RefSeq and is a predicted model, not a curated record. The transcript has a single exon.
UAACAAUUUGUUUACAUUUUCCCCUAUGAAAAGCUGAUAUCGAUUGUAACUAUGUAAGGGAUGUAAAUUGCAGCCUAAGGUCAAAUGUAGUACAACCAUUAUAAUGACCAACAGAUGACACGUUUACUAAAGCUAGUAUUCAUUGUUGUAUCACCGAAGAUAUUGAAUAUAAGCUCCUAAAACUGUUUUACUAUCUAAAAAGGAUAGUAAGUUAUAUAAUUAACAGUUAGCGAAACUUUGGCAACACUACAGUUUUGGAAUGUAUCUGUUGUACAUUACAUUGCUGUGUCUAAGCAUCAGGAGUCACGUGUGUUUAGAAAAGCCUAUGUUUAAGUCAACCAAAUGGUUGAAAGGACUAAACACUUCUCAACUAAACUAUGGAGUCGCUGUUUCAGACGUCGACCAUGACGGUACUUUUGAGUGGAUUGUUGCUGGAUAUAAUGGAAAGAACUUUGUUUUAAGUUAUGACAAUAACCGUAAACGAUUGGUAGAUUUGGCUCAAAAAGGAACAAAAUUCGAAUCAUUGAUGGACGUAAGGGGUCAGGCGAUAGGUGUGGCCGCUUGUGAUAUCGAUGGUGAUGGGAAAGAGGAGAUAUAUUUUCUAAACACAAAUAAUGCCUAUGCUGGACGUGCAUCUUACGGGGACAAGUUAUUUAAAUAUAGAAAUGCGGCAUACGUUGACCUAUUUUCCGAUCAAGUGAACAGAAAUUUGGACGCCAAACAUUUUGCUGGACGCUCUGUGGCAUGUAUUGAUAGAUUCGGAAAUGGUAUAUAUUCAUUUAUUGUAGCAACAUAUUCGACAGGCGGCACAGGAAAGUUUGCUUUAAUUGAAAUGGAUGCACAAAACAAUCGAAACGAUGUUUCAAGUGGAUUCAUUGCACUAAAAAAUGCGGCAAGCGAGGCUGGAAUCGACAAAGCAACGGGUGGUCGUGGAAUUGCUGUUGGGCCAAUUCUUGGAAAUGGAUAUUCAGAUAUAUUUUUCGACAACGAGGGCAAUCCUUGGAGAGGCAACCCAGGGGGUAAUUUUCUUUUUGAAAAUAAUGGCAGUGGCCAGUUCACUGAUAGAGCAAACGAAACGGGUACGAUUGAUGAGAAUGAAAAUGGUAGAGGGAUCGCACUUGCCGAUUUCAAUAACGAUGGAUUAAUCGAUAUUACCUAUGGAAACUGGGAUGGCAAUCAUCGAUUAUUUUUACAACGCAAAAACAAAAAAGGCGAGAUUAAAUUUAGAAACGUAGCGACAAAAGCAUUCCGGAAUCCGACGCUUGUUCGAACAGUGAUAGCUAAAGAUUUUGACAAUGAUGGGAAUUUAGAAGUGUUUUUCAAUAAUAUUUGUGGCCGAAAUAAUAAACAACAACCUAACAAGCUUUUUACUGUUAUUCCCAUCAAUGAAAAGAAAGUUUCUAUAAAGAAGGUUCGUAUUGGUAAAGCUAGAGAGCCAACCGGAUGUGGAACGGGUGGCGCUGUGGCCGAUAUGAAUGGUGACGGGAAACUUGAUUUAAUUCUCUCUCAUGGGGAAUCCAAUGGGCAACCAUUGACUGUAUUCCAAGUCGGACCGGGUUCAGAAAAUAAUUGGAUUCGUAUACUUCCGGUCACUAGGUAUGGUGCUCCUGCCAGAGGAACAAGAGUUACUGCGACUCUUUCUGACGGUAGAAAAUUAACUCGGGUUAUUGAUGGCGGAUCUGGUUACCUUUGUCAGAUGGAACCAGUCGCCCAUAUUGGGUUAGGUAAUAACAGUGUUAUUUCCGUUGAGAUUCAGUGGCCAGAUAGGACGUUGGUAACAAAAACACUCACCAAUUUAGAUAUGAAUAAAACUCACAAGAUUGCUGUAACUGGUAAAUGAUUUAAUCGAAAUUGAAUGAAUGAAUGUUUAAACCAUUCCAGAUUUAUACCACUCAAGUUAACAUUAUAUAUGAACGUUUCGGCAAUACAAUUAAUUGGUCCCUUCAAAUGGUGUGUGUAUAUUUCACUACAUGUUAAUAAUGCAUAAGGUCAUGAAUUUCUCCGGAUGUGUAUGACGUUUUUUAUUUUAUUCUAUAGGAUGUAUAAUGACUGAUACUUUA